AUGGCAAAGGUUCCAGGAGAAUACAAGGACAAUGAUUCCAAUAAGACAGCACAGCCGCAGCUGGACGAAAAGAAAAACCCCAUGGCGGCUCGUGUGGGCCAUUUUGGGCCCACUAGCAAUAGCCACGGCAUCAUUGCGCAGGGCGAAGAUGCCGGUGAGGAGGGCGCACAUCCAAUCUGGACGUUCCAGCAUCCGUGGCAUGCUUCUGGUCUUCUUCGCAGCAAAGCUGACAGCAAGGGUGCUGGCAACUGUCCAGGGGUUGGCGGUUUCAUUACCGACUGUACCCAAGAAGGAGAGCAUGUUCAAGACAAUCACAUCUUGCGGAGCGAACUCGUGUCUAUCUUGGCGCUGCUAGGCCGCAAGUUCCUCGAGGAGGAGCUCCGGGGUUAUGCUAAAGCUCUGGCCAACCUGGUGAUCGGUAAAACGAAAAGUUGA
Thyridium curvatum is the source of this 435-nucleotide messenger RNA. RefSeq lists its product as uncharacterized. The record is from RefSeq and is a predicted model, not a curated record. NCBI's taxonomy places the organism in Eukaryota, Fungi, Ascomycota, Sordariomycetes, Thyridiales, Thyridiaceae. The coding region runs from base 1 to 435 and encodes 144 amino acids. The transcript has 2 exons.